Molecule: messenger RNA, 895 nt
Organism: Solanum lycopersicum (tomato)
Lineage: Eukaryota; Viridiplantae; Streptophyta; Magnoliopsida; Solanales; Solanaceae
Product: proline-rich receptor-like protein kinase PERK13
Source: RefSeq, a predicted model, not a curated record
CGUGAUAAGUAACCCAAAAUAUGCAACUUUUCUUCUUAUAUCCUACGCAACUUUCAAAUUCAGAUCCAAAGGAGGAGUCAACUCUGUUUCUUUCUCCUUCACGCUAUCAACAAAUCAAGCAUUUCCCCCUUAAUUCAUCAUUGCUUCCUCAUUCAUCACCAUUUUCUCUCUCCAAACUUCACCUAGGCAAAAAAGGGAGGUGUGAUUUUUUACCAAUGGCGACUGUGCAAAUGUUUUCCUUCACAAUUCUCUUUGCUGUUUUGCUUGUUCAACAAUGUAUUUGUACAGAUCCGCCUGCAAGUUCACCAAGUCCUGCACCGGAAUCUGGCGCUGAUGUAGCUUCUCCACCAAUGAGUCUAGCUCCAUCGCCUUCACCAAGUCUAUCUUCUCCGCCGGCACCUCCACUGUCAGAUCUCUCUCGAAAUUCAUCUCCGGCGCCGUCACCGGGUGAUUCUACGUCUAAAAAUUCCCUAUCGCCGGCUCCAAAUUCCAAAGCUGCGAGUGAUAUUAGCGAUGAGAGUGUAGAUUCAUCGAAGGAAUCAUCUGGUGGUGGAAUGACGAGUGGAAAGAAGGCUGGAAUAGCAGUCGGAGUGAUCGCUGCAGUUUGUUUUGUAGGUAUCGGUGCAUUGGUGUACAAGAAGCGACAACAAAAUAUCCAACGAUCUCAGUUCGGGUAUGAUGCUAGGAGAGAAAUUCUUUGAAUGGAUCUAUAUAUCUUCAUAUGCAAAUCAGUUCAUAUAGUAUACAGAUGUAUAUAAGUUUACUGCUUCAUGAUUAGAUUUGUUGCAUUUAGAAUUUCUACAACAUUUUCAUUAGAUUCAUUUGAUUCUUUACCCACUGGAUUCAUUAGUUCUUUCUGCUAUUGGAGAUUUAAGUUUUGCUAUUGAUUUUGCAA